UGGAACAACGAAGAAGAAGAAGAAGAAGACCAACAUGGCGUCCGUCAACAGCAGUGAGUGGAGAGCAAUCUGCGACAAAUUCACCAACGCCCAAAACCUCACUGAUGUGGAAUCACGAAACGACCCAGAAAAUGACCCAUUCCGCUCAAAGUACAAAGCCAGGGAGCUCCUCAGAGAGAUUUACUGCUCGCUGAAGAGCUUCGAGGCCGGUGAGGGAGAAGAGGAGAGCGGCGGAGAGAGCAGCGAGAGGCCGGUGGAGGAUCCUCCGGAGAGCGGGCAGGGGGAGGACGGGCUGGACCAGGCCUUCAGCCGAGACUCACCGGGGGGGCUGCGGGCCGCAAAACUCGGGGCUGUAGAGUAUUAUCUGGGCGUCAACCACAUCGAUACAGAGGAGCUGCCAGCCGGGCAGGAGCAUCUGAUGAACUGCAUGAAACUGCUGGAGAGAUGCAGAGUGUCCUCCGACAGUGUGUCCCUGUUCAUCCACGUCAGGAAUCAGUUGGGCAUCCUUUGGGCCGGCCGGGAUGAGACGGAGAUGGCUCAAGGAUUCCUUGAAACAGCCGAAUCUGUCUACCAGCGAUAUAUGAAGGAGGAUGGGACUCCUCCCACUGACAUGACCGAGUACUUUACCACUGAGGAGAAGCUGCUGACACAUCAGGAAAGGACCAAGAGGUUUGAGUUGGCCUACACUCACACCAAGUACUACCUCGCUCAAGUCUAUAAAAACCUCGGUCAAACUGAGCGAGCUGCCACAUACUGCCACAGCACCCUGCAGAGACAGCUGCAGUUAAAUCAGUUCAGUCCAAUGGAGUGGGCUCUGAACGCUGCCACCCUAUCACAGUAUUACAUCAAUAAGGGCCGCUACAUGGAGGGCAGACAUUGCCUCUCCGCAGCUACGGUCAUAUCAGGUUUGGCAGGAGAGGCUCCUUCUGAGGCCGCAGCAGAGGAGAGUGAGACAGAGAGGGACCGCAGGGAAACCCUCAGACAGAAGAGGGCGGAGAUUGCGAGAUGUUGGAUCAAAUACUGUCUCAACCUCCUGCAUGAUGCGAAGAAGCUGCUUGAGGACAACAUCGGGGAGCUGGACACUGAUCGUCAAGAAGAGUUGAAGAGAGCUAGAAGAGGAGAGGAGGAAGAGGAGGAGAAGGAGAGGAAGAGUGCUCUGCUGUUUGGCUCUGAAGACACCUUUGACUCCAUCGCUAGCCUGGAAGAGAAGGUGAGCUCUCUGUUCCCUCUAGACUUCACAGAAGCAAGAGCAGUAUUUCUGGUCGGACAGAAUUAUGUCACACAGGCUAAGGACUACUUCCUGAUGGAUGGCUACGUGACUGAUCACAUAGAGAUCCUGCAGGAUCACAGUUCUCUGUUUAGGGGUCUAGCUUUCUUCGAAGAGGAUCUUGAGCGACGCUGCAAAAUGCACAAAAGACGAGUUGACAUGCUAGAGCCAAUAUGCAACGAACUGAACGCCAAAUAUUACCUAAUGAUCCGCAGACAGCUGAUGUUUGAGCUGGCCGAGAUCUACAAUGAAAUGAUGGACCUCAAACUAACGUUGGCAAACAGACAAGCAGAUACACAGUCCCUUGAUAACCACACUAUUAAGAAAUUCAACCAUCUCUGCUCUGCAUCUGCCAAAUACUUCCAGAUGUUUCUGGACUCCCUGUGCUCUCCUGAAGGGAAGUACCCGGAGCACCUGGAGGAGGAGGUGCUCAGACCGGCUCUGGUGGCCCGUUUCAGAGUGGCCCGACUCUACAGCCGACUGAUCAGCUCAGAGCCGUCUGUUCAGCUGGAAAACCUCAACAAAUCUCUGGAAAACUAUAAAUAUGUGGUGCAGUAUUGUGAGGGCCACCCUGAGGCAGUUGCUACUGUGAAUACGGAGCUGGAGCUGAGUUCAGAGAUGGUCGGCCUGCUCCCUUUAAAAAUCAACCGCCUCAAAGCAAGGAUGGCUUUAAACAACUGAAGGACCCCACUCUUCACUGACUGACUUACAAUCCCAGUAACCACAUUAGCCAGUCAUUCUCAAUUUACCGCCUUACAGUCACUGGACACUCCCAACAAUAAGAGAACCUGGAUGACAAAUUCAGCGCCUCUCUUCCUUCUUUGUGGUGUUUUUUUUGUUGCAGUUGAAUGCAUUACAUGCUGAAGCUAUUUGCUCUCCUUUAUGUGCUAACAUAAAUUAAUUAAGCUGGUAUAGAAAGCAAACUUUAUACACAUUUAAUGAAAAGUCCAGUGAGAAUGAAUUCUUGUUUUCUAUUGUUAAUCAUAUUGGUUUUUAUUUAAUGUGACUUUAUUUUGUAUAAAGUGCUUUAAGUCUGUUACUUCAACACGUUUUUGUCUGUGAUGGGAAAAGAUAUUGAAGACCUAUUGUAAGCAGGGUUAGUGUAAACAUAACAAACAUCAAUAUGCAGACAUACGUACAGACAGUAGAGUUGAUCCAUACAAACCAUCAGGACUGUAUGAACUGUCAGAAACACCCUUCCCACUGAGCAGAGUGUACUCGAACACAUCGACGCUGGUUUAUUAGACGUCAUAAUCUGCAUGAUGCUAGCUUCAUCCUGUUGAAUCUGUGCGUUUUCUUCUUGUCUUUGAGGAAUCACUACAUGACCCAGUCCAUGUAUUGUAGAUACUGUAUGUAAUGACAAAUUAAUGACUAAUAUACGCACUAAGAAACAACACAUCUGUGGGGUUUUUUCUUCCCUCCAAUAAAAAGCUGUGCAAUAAAUUCGAAA
This is a messenger RNA of Labrus bergylta (ballan wrasse), 2717 nucleotides long. It is a transcript of the gene kifbp, whose product is annotated as kinesin family binding protein. Lineage: Eukaryota; Metazoa; Chordata; Actinopteri; Labriformes; Labridae. Gene Ontology annotation, molecular function: protein binding. Gene Ontology annotation, biological process: neuron projection maintenance; central nervous system projection neuron axonogenesis; microtubule cytoskeleton organization. The record is from RefSeq and is a predicted model, not a curated record.